GCAGACCGUUGGGGCGAUUUGAACGCAGCAAUCAGGAGAGAGGAAAGCGCAUCCGGAAGUGGCGUGGGGGCGGCGCGGCUGUCGGAAGUUGGGCAGCAGCCGUGAGCCCGAACCGAUCGCUUCGAGUGGACGGCGACCACGGAGCUUCGCAUGCUGAGAAGAGAAAUGAAAACAAGAACCUCUCCUCUACUUCAUGUUCAUGUUGAUGAAACGACUCCUGUUCAUGUUCAUGUUAAGAAGAGUCCAAAACAAGUAAAGAAAGUCCAGCAGAAACUGAAAGGAGCACUGGAAUGUGGCAACUUGCGACCAACCAGCAAGGUAAAGACCAAGGUACCAUGGAUUCCACCAGGCAAAACAUCAGUAAGAGAAGUUGGCUACAAAUGGGAGGGUCCAACUCAUCGACUGGAUAUAACACCUGUUAACACUGAGAAAUUACACUCAACACUUCACCUGAGUGACCUCUCCACAGAUGAUGAGGAAGCUAUACAUGGGAAGAUGAAUCAAUAUGAGAAGAAAAUCAACUGUCUUAUGAAGCAAGUGGGAUCAUUAAAAAGUGAGGUUGAAUUGAGAAAGAAAAAUCAUUUGCUGGAACAACGAGAGGAAGAGCUAAAUCUAUCCAAGCGGUUGAUUGAAGAGAAAGAGGAGGAAUUAGCUGAAGUCACCAAGGAGCUAGUUCUUAUUGAGCAUAAGAAUGAGCUACUACAAAGGAACAUUGAAAUGAUGAAAGAGGAUCCAGAAAAUUCCUGCUCAGAAAAAAAGCACUGGCGAAAAGAUGACACCCUGUUGAAAAAGCUGAUUGAGGCUGAAAUGGAUGGAGCUGCUGCAGCCAAACAGGCUGCAUCUCUGCGCAAUACCAUCAGUAGGCUGGGCACAGAGAAGCAAAUGUCAACGUCAGAAUGCAACUUGUUAUCACGGCAGAAGGAAUUGCUGAUACAGAAAUUGGAGACCUUUGAAUCAUCAAAUCGAGCUGUUCGGGAACUACUUAAGGAACAGCAUGCACAGGAGACUGAUGCUUUGAGGCUGUUUGAUCUAAAAGAAGCCCUCCUUGAAAAACUAGCCCGGUCAGAAGCAGAAAAUGCGCACUUGUUAGUGAAGAUGCAGGAGAUUGAAAAUCAGACUGACCAGCUUCUUGCCCAGUAUCAAACAGAAAAAGACAAUGCUCGUGCAGCAGCAGAAUUUUCCAAAUCACUUGAAAGCACUCGAGCCCAUCUACAGGGACAGCUUCGCAGCAAAGAGGCAGAAAACAAUCGGUUGGCUGUUCAGAUUAGGAAUUUUGAGCGUACCAUUUCGCAACAGAAAGGUCAAUUGGACUACUUAACAGAGCAAUUAAGGUUGUUUCAAAAGAAAGGGGACAGAGACAAAGAGGCCUUGAAGAAAGCCACAAAGGCUCAGAAGCUGCGAGCUGAACGCAGUGAAGAUGCAGUUGAGCUGCUCAAUGCCCAGCUUGUUGACAAGGAGACACAGUUGGCAGAUGCGCUGUCAUCAGCUGAGACGUGGAGAAGUUGUCAUAACAAGGUGAUGAAAGAAAAGAGUCAAUUGGAGAUUGAGAUCUCAAUCUUGAACAACCGUAUUACAGAUCUACUGGAUCAAACUCAUCACAUGGAGGACAAGGCUCGAGGAGAUCUGGAGUCACUAAUGGACAGACUCCACAAGAUGUCUUCAGAAAGCACCUCCAUCAAACUGGAAAAUGAAACAAUGAAGGCAAAUAUGAAUGCAUUGGAAGAAAAAUUCACAUUUGCUCAGACUGAGAUGCAACAACUAAAAGUCUCGAUCAAACACUAUGAAGGGCUGGUGGAAAGUUACAAAUCUCAGGUGAUGAAGACACGGAUGGAGGCAGAUGAAUACAAUAUGAAGCUGGAGAAGGCAGAGAGGGAGAACAAGUUACUGAAAGAUGAGGUGAAUAAAGAAAUUGAGCAGGUGCGUAGACAAAUGCAGAAAAAACUGAGUGAUCUGGAACCUGUUCCUGAGUUGUUGAAGUUAACUGAACAUAAACUACAGGAUUGCCAGCAGCAGCUAGUCAUGUAUGAGAAGAAAAAUGUAGAUCAGUCCUCCAUUAUAUGUGAUCUCAGGAUGGAGAUUGAGGAACUAGGUGGAAGGACGAGAGAGAAGUAUCACAGUAUGCAAGAAGAAAAUCAUAAUUUAAAGCUGAAAUUGGAAACUUUAGAAAGGAAACUGGAAGAUGUCAAUACACAUAAUCGGGAGCUGACACUGGUUGUAGCACAACGGGAGGAGACAAUUCACCAAAAUCAGCAACGACUGGAGGAGAAGUCCCGUGAAUGCACCAGCCUAGCUCGACAGCUGGAAACCGCCAUUGAAGAUGCCAGGCGCCAGGUGGACCAAACCAGGGAGAGAGCUUCAUCAAAGGAGCGGACUGCACAGAGCAAAAUACUGGACCUUGAAGCUCAGCUGAGCAGAACAAAAACAGAAUUGACUCAACUACGGCGGAGCAAAGAUGAUGCUGAGAGGCGUUUCCAGAGCCGCUUAGAAGAUUUAAAGGAUCGUCUGGAACAGUCUGAAUGCACCAACCGCAGCAUGCAUAAUUAUGUCCAGUUCCUAAAAUCCUCGUAUGCCAAUGUGUUUGGUGAAACUGCACUAACGAGUUCUCCAGUUUAAAUAUGAUAACCUGUGAAGAUGACUGUGAUGUCAAAAAAUCUUGCUGAAUUGUGCUUUUCUGAGAGUACACAUAUCCAAACUAUACCAAAAGGACACUAUAUACAGCAUGGAAGAGAAAUCACCCUGACCCUGUUAACUCUGUAGUCAAAUCAAUCUUAAAGAAUAAUUUAAGAACAGGUUCCCAGACUUGUAUGGGACUAGAUUUGUGAAUUAAUCUGGAGCAGGCUGAGUUACCAGUCAGUUUAUUUGUAACUGAAGAUGUCAAAAUGUUUUGGAAUCCUCACUUGUUUCCUGACUGGUAAAUUAGUGAACAUAAGGAUAAUAGUAUCUCUUGCCUUGUGUUUAUUCUUUAAGAUCCAAUCAUUUUGAUUUGCAACAUACUUGCACAGAGGAAUUGCACUGCUGUAACAACCUUCCUUUCACUGAUCAAGUGAGUUUCUCAGCAGCUUUCAUAGAUGUGCUGCUGAAAGAAGGACUAGAAUAUUGUGAGGAGGAAUGAUUCUUAAUUCUUUGGCAUGUUCUAUAUCUGUUCCUCACUCUUUAACAUAUUGCUCUGGAAUCUUAUUACCCAGGUCCCUUUGAUUUGUUCCUUUGUCAUUUUAAACAUUUAUGCUCCUCAACUCAAAUCAUUGCCUGGAUGGUAUAUAAUCUGACUUGACUGCAACUAUAUUGGCAGUCUUCUUCCACAUCAUAUGAACUGAAGCAGUUCCUUAGGCUGUUGUUAAUGCAAACAGGGCCAUCCGCUCCUCAGAAAAACCUUAUUCAAUUUGCUGAAAUAAUAAAUUAAGAUGCACUGAAACAUUGCUAAUUAUUGCAACUUAAAAUGUUCCCAUAAUUAUUUUCUUUGAAAAAGUAAUAUUAAUUUCUGAUAGUUUAUAAAUCACUUGGCUAUGUUUUGACAAAGCUUUUAUCUGUUCAUGUUAUACCAUAAUAUGGAAAUCAGUCAGUGCAACAUGAACUUUGAUUAGUUUUUGGCCAACUGUUAGAAUUAUAACAAAUUAGUCCUGAGCCUCUCUGUCAAACAUUUUAUUCCUUUUUAAUUUAACAAAAAUCAUAAAGCAGAUUUGCUGUGCAUUGAUCUGUGUUAUAUUUGGCCCAGGAUUAGUUGAUGUAGAGGCUGUAUAGUUUGUUCUGUACCUCAAUGCCAAUAUAUCUCAUUUUGAUAAAACGACGGUACAAACAACCUGACUUUUAAGUCAAGUUCUGCUAUUAAUCAACUUCAAGGCCCUUGAUUUAAAUUUUUUGGAUCCAUUUCAGUGCUAAAAAAGCGCCUGAAGUUAUAGAUCAUAUCAACUGUGCUGGUUCAAAGCUACAGUCUCUUCCUAUCAGUCUUUACCUUGCUAGCAUGCUCUCUCUUGCUCUUUCUCCAAUUUUUGGUUCUUGGCUCUUAAAGCUUGGGCUUGGUAUUAUGCUCAAAUGUUGUGGAAUUUGGCUGAAGGAUUAUCUGCACCCAAGCCUUUUGUGUGAUCUAUCUGAGAACUGUCCUUUUAGUAAUGGUGCAGGUUUUCCAUGCCAAAAUCCGAAAUGUUCUCGAAGGCCAAUUCAGCCACAAAAGUGUCUUUCUUUUAGUUAUGCAGAGCAGCUUAGGAAAUGCUGUUUCUUUUUUUUAAAAAAAAGGUCAUAUUGCUGAUUGUUUAAGCCUUGAUUACACUGAGUGGAUUGUUUAUUGUGUGCAGUCAAAAUAAUUGAAGUGAAGAGUGAAUUUUUUUUCUAGUUAUAAAGGAAUUCAUUUGUCUAAUAAGUCAGACAUUAUGUGACAAUUCUCCAUUCUCAGCUUAAAAGUAAUAUUUCCAUCUGAAUAUCAAGAGUAUUAAAUAUAGAAGUGAAUUGUAAAAGUAGGUGUGGUUCAGAACUUGAUGUUAUGUUACACAAAUAAGAUUUUUUUUUGUUCUCGUUAUUUCUCUCAGUGCUUUGUAUUCUAGAAACACUUAACAAGAAUCAGUCUGACACUCCCCAUUCUUUUAAUAGAUGAAGGUCUGGAAGCAAGUGCCAAAUUCUCCCUACACAUUAUUGAGGUAUAGCAUUGCACCAGGUGCUUUGGAAGGCAAAAUUCCCCAUAGUGCUAUUUCUUUGUCUAUUAUAAGAUAUGUUACAUUAUUAUGAAGUAAAAUACCAUCUGUUAAAAUGGCAAACUGAGAACUGUAAUUCAUUCUAGUUAACUGUUCUUGUCCUCUCACAGACAAAAUAUUUUGUGGUUGUAAAUCCAUCUUGAGAAAUUCCAAUUUCUCUUUAAAAAAAAAAUUAACCAUCCAUGGAUUGGGCUGAAUGCUUUACCUCAGCAGGCUGAUUUUACAAGUUCUGAGUAAUUUACCCUUUCAGUUUACAAUUUUAUAAACAUCUAAGAUCAUUUUUCAGACCUUUGCAGCUUGCAAAUGUAUUUCCUUGUAACUCAGACCCCUUUACAAUGGAUUGGUAUAAGAUAGAAUUUUGUAAGUUCAACAUGUAAAUAGACUAUUCACCAACAAUAGACAUGUGUCUUUGUUUAUGCUUCACUUGACCUUUGUCUUUCAUCUCAUCCUACAUCCAACUGUAUCUUGUUAAAGGCUAACAAAUAGUUAUCCUGCACUUUGACUUCUGACCGAACUUCAAGUGGUAAGUUAAGAAAUUGAGGCAUUUUCCACAGAUUUUAUAUUCAUUUUGCAAUAUAUGCAGCAACAACAGUUGACCCAUUCACUCAAAGUCCCUACUAAAUGAUGAGGGAUUAAACCAUUCUUGGUCCCACAUACUCUGGUGCUUUAGUUAAACAUUUUGUAAAUCCCUUUAUAAAAUUUUUUUUUAAAUUUUCAGGAUAAAGUAUUGCUAAAAGUUGUAAAUAACAUUUUUAUACUUGAAUGUUUUUAAGUAAUUACGAAUGUUUAUAAUCAGUAUCCUAUUUUUAUAUGAACAUGUUAAUAAAAAUGCCCAUUUGUUUAAAAGUCAA
Messenger RNA from Pristis pectinata (smalltooth sawfish), 5533 nucleotides. It is a transcript of the gene odf2a, whose product is annotated as outer dense fiber of sperm tails 2a. The record is from RefSeq and is a predicted model, not a curated record. NCBI's taxonomy places the organism in Eukaryota, Metazoa, Chordata, Chondrichthyes, Rhinopristiformes, Pristidae. The transcript is spliced from 20 exons. Gene Ontology annotation, cellular component: centrosome. Bases 151 to 2613 code for a protein of 820 amino acids. Gene Ontology annotation, biological process: regulation of cilium assembly.